Messenger RNA from Vespula pensylvanica (western yellowjacket), 2590 nucleotides. RefSeq names its product C-terminal-binding protein (gene CtBP). Bases 985 to 2511 code for a protein of 508 amino acids. The transcript has 9 exons. Lineage: Eukaryota; Metazoa; Arthropoda; Insecta; Hymenoptera; Vespidae. The record is from RefSeq and is a predicted model, not a curated record. Gene Ontology annotation, molecular function: transcription corepressor activity; NAD binding; oxidoreductase activity, acting on the CH-OH group of donors, NAD or NADP as acceptor.
AUAUCAAAUUGAUCGUCGAUGUCGGCAGUUUGUCGUUGAAUUUUGCUUAAAUUUAAGCGUACAACCGUUCGGUAUACUCGGUCGGGUUAGUUCGGGCGUGUCCGUGAGCGGUCGGUUGGUGACGGAGAGGAUCGGUGGCGCGCGCGAGUCACUCGGGCGACCGGGGGCCGCCAUUUUCCUCCAGCGAGGGAGAGUGUCGCGAGCGUAGUUCCGCGCAUCGUCGGUUCUUCGCUUUUUUCCAUUAAAACCGUUGAAUCGAGAUAUAUUUUGAAGAAACGAUCGGGGCGUCAUAAGGGUAGACGCGCGCGCGAUCACAGUGUCCGCAUUCGUACGAUCGACACGGGGCUUCUUUACGGGGGGAGGCUCUCCGAAGUCGGCCGUGGACGACGCGAGAGCGGCGCGAACCGAGAGGAGAGCCGCGCCGCCGUGUGGACACCCCUCCGCGUAAAAGAGAGCGAGCUAGAAAAAGAGAGAAGAAGAAGAAGAAGAAGAAGAAGAAGACGAAGAAGAAGAAGAAGAAGAAGAAGGAAGAAAGAAGAAGAAGAAGAAGAAGGAGAAGGACCGAAGUAACGCGAGAAAGGAUACGAAGGAACACAGUGGUGAAAGAGUGAAACGAUUUGUGUUAUUCCCCCUAUACCGUUGGCCCCUCUCACAAUCAGUACAACCGGUGAAAACGCCACGAGUACGACGAAGAGUACGAAGGUGCCCGAGAAAUAUAGGAAGAGUCGCCUCCGACAGGAGACGGUAUUCAACGAUUCGUGAUGCGUUGGAGGUUCUGCGGUCCUUGUACAAAAACCAACCAGAAGUCAGUGUUGCAACAACAAUUUGUGUGACAAAGCAUCAAAGUGCAAAACCAUAUAAUCACACAUUCGAAGAGGCUUCUUUACCAGUGGUUUAUAAGACUUUUUUGAGAAAUAGUGGACAUUUUUAGUGAAACUGAGAGUAAGAGUGAAAAAUACAAACAUAGGGGGGGCUGUCUGACCGAUGGACAAACGGAAGAUGAUGCCCAAACGCCCUCGAAUGGAGAAUCUAAGGGGCCCUAUUGCAAAUGGGCCCAUCCAAACACGACCAUUAGUGGCUUUACUCGAUGGACGAGAUUGUUCCAUCGAAAUGCCCAUUCUUAAAGAUGUUGCGACUGUGGCAUUUUGUGAUGCUCAGUCAACAUCAGAAAUUCAUGAGAAGGUAUUAAACGAAGCUGUAGGUGCACUUAUGUGGCAUACUAUAAUUUUGACAAAAGAAGACCUUGAAAAGUUCAAAACACUACGGAUCAUCGUUAGAAUCGGAUCUGGGGUGGAUAAUAUCGAUGUCAAAGCAGCUGGCGAACUUGGCAUCGCAGUGUGCAAUGUGCCUGGCUAUGGAGUCGAAGAAGUAGCGGACACCACUCUCUGUCUGAUUCUAAAUCUUUAUCGACGCACAUAUUGGUUGGCAAAUAUGGUACGCGAAGGAAAAAAAUUCACUGGACCUGAACAGGUCAGGGAAGCAGCAACAGGAUGUGCAAGGAUACGAGGUGACACACUUGGCAUAGUCGGUUUAGGCAGGAUCGGCUCUGCAGUCGCAUUACGUGCUAAAGCUUUCGGUUUUACUGUCAUCUUUUAUGACCCUUACCUACCUGAUGGAAUCGAGAAAUCUCUUGGACUCACCAGGGUUUAUACAUUACAGGAUUUACUAUUUCAGUCCGACUGUGUAUCUCUACACUGUACCUUGAAUGAGCACAAUCAUCACCUAAUAAAUGAAUUCACUAUUAAGCAGAUGAGACCAGGAGCAUUUUUAGUAAACACAGCACGAGGUGGACUGGUAGACGAUGAUGCAUUAGCUGCCGCACUUAAACAGGGUAGAAUUCGUGCAGCGGCAUUGGACGUUCAUGAAAAUGAACCGUACAACGUCUUUCAGGGUCAGUCUACGCAAUGUCCGUUGAAAGACGCGCCCAAUCUGUUGUGCACACCACACGCUGCAUUCUACAGCGAUGCAAGCUGCACCGAACUACGUGAGAUGGCGGCCAGUGAAAUACGAAGAGCUAUCGUCGGUCGCAUACCAGACUGCUUACGAAACUGUGUAAACAAGGAGUAUUUCCUUUCCUCGACCGGCAGCUACCCCGAGGGGAUCAACGGCGGAUACUACGCUGGGGCGCUGCCCGUUCAACAGGCGCAUUCAACGACUCCUCACGAUUCUGCACCCCCACCUCCCGGUGGGCAUUCCGUCGUCGGCGGCGGUGGUGGUGGGGGUGGUGGCGGACCAAACUCCUCGGCAGGCGGUGCAGGCGCCGGGGGUCCGACAGGCCCCGCGGGUCCAACGGUAGGCGGCGGCGGGGCUGGAGGCCCUGCUUCAGCUCCCCCUACUGCUGGAUUACCCGGUCUACCACACAGCAUACAAGAUGAUGAUGGUGGUAUUCGUCUCUCGUCGAUACUAACAACGACCCGGAAUUGCUUUAGAGCAUUAGUUCCGACAACGAAGAGAGGCAUACAAUCCCUCCCAAGAUGGCUGCUGCCGGGCGUAUCGACGUUUGGCGUUUAGAGGGUUUCCCAGAGGUAAGCUCAUCGGAAAUUGUAGGACUUCCCUCCCUUGGAAUCAACCCUGCCUCUUUUUCAGGCCC